UGUGAAUAAGGCAACACCCUUGGUGUAGUAGUGAACCAUGUUGUGUGAAAAGUGGGUUAAAAACUCAAAAGUGUGUUGAAAAUCUAAUUCUGUGAGAUUCUCAGAGCUGUUGGUGGUAAACAGAUUGGUCAAUAUUGCUUAAAGUCCUUUCACCGGAAAGAGGAACCGGCCGGGUUACCUGGUAGUUGAUAAUAGUGCAUUACAGUUUGUAAGUAUUGAUGAAAACCUAGUAAAUCUUCUACUAGUAGCUGCAAUAAUGUGAUACAAUAGACACUGCGUAUUUGGCAAGCCUUGAUCAAUACGACGUUAGCGCUGAGACAGAACAUAGAAUCAACAGUGUAAAGUGCAAUAAAGACACAAAAGUGACACUAAAGGUGCAAACAAGGAAACUUUCCAUCGACUAAUUCAGGACAGAGGGAGACAUCGCCAACUUUCAUGAUGCACUCCAUGGGCUUACAUUCGGCACUAGCCAUCAAGCGUCAGCGCAAACGAAGAGAAGAGCAGAAGAAAGCGAGAGAGAGACGAUACAGCACACAGUCCACGGAGAGUGGGCUCGGAGAGAGCCGCUCAUCUUGUGCGAGUCCUCGCAACAGUAUGGGUAGUCUGGACUACCGCAAGGGGAAAAAAGGGCAGAAGAAACCUAGGACAACUCCUCCAGCUCACGACAAAGUAGUCUCGACCGUAGGGAUGCUGCACAUUGGCGUCGUCUUCUUAGUCCUUGGAGCUUUUCUCAUCGGCUCCGGUCUCGUUCCCGACGACAUAGAACACUGGAAGAACCCUCCUGGUGGGUCGUACUUCAACGAAAUCGUACUCGCUGGAAUCUUCGCACUGGGUUUGGGCAUUUUCUUGAUCAUUUUGAACGCAGUCCUAGCAAAAAAAGAGGAGGACGAUCUCACUGCCUACGUAGAACGGCAAUUGAACCGUACACGAUCUGGACAUAGACUGGUCAGAGAUGUGGAAACUGGAAAUUUAACCACCAAACACGAACAGAGAGCAAAAGAAGCCGAAGAGAAGAUGUCAACAUUGAACACAACACUGGAGGACAUCACUCCGAUCCAUUUCAGUCCGACGCUGCGAUCGCCACCUCCACUGUCAGCCUCGACCCCGAGAUCAGACCUGGAGAGGAUACUAGAGGAAGAGAUCUCUGAGAAGGGAGAAGAUGACAACCGGAUCAUGGAGAGAUUCAACAAAGAAACACUUUCCAACAAUAGUUCAUCGGGAGCAGACUACGAUACCAGAGAACUUCUACAAACAAGAUACAACAAUUAUUCCAAUCAUAGAUAAAUGUUCAUCUUCAUCUCUAAGGAAUUGUACUCAUUUCCAGAUCUCAUGAAGAGACUAUAACUUUCUACAUCUCGUGAAGUUGAAAGCUCUAGAUCUCAGGAUGUGAAAUCCAACACAUCUAUAAAUAUACAAAUUAUCUCUGAGAUCUGAUCUAGUGUAACGCACAGACUAUCACUUCGGUGGAUCUUUUUGAAUUUCUUGUUUGCGAAAUCUUUAUAGCUUGUAGACCCACAUAGAAUAUACUGUAGUAGUACUUUUGUUUCAUUACAUGCCUAGCUUAAUUUAACCGCGCAUAGUGUGCUUGUCAACUUGUCAGAGGUAGAGGCCGGCAUGUAUAGGGUUAAAGAAAGCAUUUGAUAAGUUCAUGUCUUUAAAUAGUUUUUAUGAUAAUUAUUUAUAUAUCUGUACAAAUUAUAUAUAUUAUGUAUUUUACUUCUGGAGAAAUAUUUUUACUCAAUUUCUUACAAGUAUUGUUUUGUUAUUACCAGUACUUAAUAUACGAUGACAAUGUUUUUUAAAUUUACCAACAAUUCCAUCACAGAGCAGUAUGAUAUCUUACUUUUCUGUGGUUCUCUGGCAGGAGAAAAAAACAAUACGCUUCUAAGGUACAAAUAAAUGAACAGAUCAUAUGUUAUGAAGUUGUUGAUUCUUAUGAAAAUAUGUUAUUCAAGUAACAAAUUGUUCUAUCGUAAAUUAAGAUUUAUCGUUUCUUGUAACUUGAAGUCAUGUCAUACAAUGGCAAAAAUUCAAGCUAAGUAAACUUACUCAGUGUUCUUUAAAGUUUUUUUUUAAUUAUCUUACACCACACUGAUUUUAUACACACACGUUUGGAGUUUUAUAGUUUCUUUAUCAGAAAACUCAUCCUUAAAGAAAGGGCCAUAACUUGAGUUAACAAGGGCAAUGGUAUUUUGAUUUUAUUUUAAUAUUUUAUUAGAGGUGGCGAUUGAAUACUUCCAUUGUUUUAAAAUCUUGUCUUGAUACAAAGUCCUUUUUAUAAUUUGAUAUGAACUAGCCUAUGUUAGUAAAUCAUUUAGAAAUAAUAUCUGUGAUACGAAGUGUAAGAAUUUUAUAUCUUCAAGAUGGAUUGCAUACACAUUGUUGACUUGCUGUUUUAUUUGUGUGUCUAUAUAUAUGUAAUUAUCUCAGUGGCAUUUUUCAUAUUAUUUUCCCACAAAAAGAUCAAAACCAGGUUCUGUUACUAUCUUGUUUUACUUUGUACAAUAGUUUAUUUACCAUGUUCUGGGAUGAUAUUCAGGACAUUUUAAAUACACUCUAAGUGAAUCCUAGACCGUCACACCAGCACAACACGCUGAACAUUGUAAAUAGUCCAGACUUCAAGUUACAAUUACGUAGUAUAGUAGGCAAUGUAGUAUGCAGAAACACUAGCCAAUAUUGAUGAUAAAUUGAUUUACAAAGUGGUCAAGUAGCUCCAUAGACCUAUACUCGAGUACGAUUGCCUGGAAUUAUUAAUAUUGGUGAUUGUAGUUGUAUGUGAUUGUGAUUUUUCUUUUCGAUUUUUACUGAUAGAUGAAUGAAAACCAUU
Messenger RNA from Macrosteles quadrilineatus (aster leafhopper), 2827 nucleotides. RefSeq lists its product as uncharacterized. Lineage: Eukaryota; Metazoa; Arthropoda; Insecta; Hemiptera; Cicadellidae. The transcript has 3 exons. The coding region runs from base 436 to 1284 and encodes 282 amino acids. The record is from RefSeq and is a predicted model, not a curated record.